AUGAAACAAAGUGAAACUCAUGAAUAUCAACCAAGAACAAAAGAAUAUAGUGAUCAGCUAAACGGAGUGAUUCGUAAAUUUUUCCAUGAUAUACCAGUUUUUCCAAAUACGAGUGAGGAGAUUAAGCAAAAACGAUUGCAAAUUAUUGUUGAUUUUGUAGAUAAAAUUGAUGAUCUAUUUAUAUUUAUUAAUGAUGAAGAUUACUAUGAUAAAGUGGAACGUGAAAUUGAAAAAUGUUUACGAAAACUGCCUAUGUGGGAACCAAAAUCUAAUCAGGAUAAACUUGAAUUUAAAAGCUAUCUAGAAGACAGAUUGUUCACAUUAAUAAAGACAUUUAAUAAAAAAUGGCAUAAUUUUAAAAUCAAAAGGAAAGAUAAUAUGGAAAAUGAAAUUAAUUUGCCACAGAAUUAUCUCGAAAGUACCACUGAAAAGGGCGCCGUAAGUAAAAAGCUAAUGAACAAAAUAAAACGAAUACUAGAAUCCGGGAUCAACGAGAAACAUAUUAUGAGAGAAGAAAUUGUCAAUAUCUUAGAAGAACUAUCACCUUACAUGCAAUUGCCUCAUGACAAAGAUGUUAAUAUAUUAGCUGGUGAUUUAACAAAACUUUUAAGUGACUCUGAGGAAAAAUAUGAAACUAGCGAUGAAUACAAAUCUACAAGAGAUAACUCUUCGAAUGAUUAUCAAUUAGGAGAAAAAGCGGAAGAUGAAAUUAUCAAUGAAAUCACUAAUGUUCUAUUCAACUAUGACGAUUUAAAUUUGCUUAGCAAUAAACGUAAUGUUGUUAAAGAAAUACGGCGAAUUCUCAAAUUAUCAGGAGGAUUUUCAGAUUCUGAAUCAUCAAGUUUGGCCAAAACUUUGAUGACAAAUGUAAGAGGUUGUUUUGAUGAAGAUCUUUAUACAAAAAAUGGUGGACGUAGUCAUUCCAGCUCAUUUCUGGUAUUAACAUCAGAACAAGACCUAUCAGAAAAGAGUGAUCCUCCAUUUCACUCAACUCCUAAAAACCAUGUACGAAAAAAAGAAAUUUCGACACUCAACAAAGCACAAAAAGUUUUCAUUGAGCCACAAAUGCAAAGAAAUGUUGAUGGGUUAGCAGAAAAUCUGAAAGAUAGGAUUGUAAAGCUACCUCACGAUGCGACACUGAACAGAGUUUAUCAGAAAAGGAUUGAUAAACAGAAUGAAGAUAUUGAGACUGAAGACAAACUAAACGAGUUUGUUGACAAACAUAUACGCCGAUAUAAUAUAGACGAUGAUGUUGUAAAUGGCGUUUUAAAAAUAAUGUUAUAUAGAGAGUUAUACAAAUUGAGUCCAGCAUCAAGGGAAGAGCUAUACAUUAACAGCAAUAAUGACGCUUUUAAUACUGAUGAAUUUCGCAAGGAACUAGAAAUAGCUAGCGAAAUACAUGACUGGCUGAAGAACAUACCUUUUUACUAUCCUUUACUCAAACCAGGGCGUGAAACUAUAGAAUUCGUUCACAUUCUAGCAAGAAAUAUUGCUAACAUAGAAUUAGAGAGAAUUAAGUAUCCAAAUAAAAUGAAUUACAAUUGGUUACAUACUCAGAUAGCAACGUAUAUGCUACAGAAAGAAGCGGCAAUUGCUAAUGAUGAAGACAAGCUUAAAAUAGAUCACUACGCAGGACAGCUAUAUAUGCGUAUUAUAAAUCUACGGAAAGAUGAGGAAAAUACAGAUGAACUUUGUAAAAUAAUUACAGAGCAUAUGAAGAAGUAUGAUACUUUAUUAGCAAAAGAUUAUCUGAAGAAAAUAUUAUGGCGUCGUCGGUUAGCUGAUAAUGUGAAGAAAUUGCUGCUCGCAAAACCUACAGCUUCCCGUGUUGAUGUAGAGAAGGCUCUAGCAAUGAUAUCCUUACCACAUGAUGAUUCUGUAUUCAAAUAUAAGAUGGAAAUUAAAUAUAAUAUAACUAUUCAUGACUGGCUACACGCUCUCCCACUACUACCACCAAAAGAUAACGAAGAAGAACAUAGAAGGAAAAAUAAGAUUCAAGAACUGUUACAAAAAAUAAUAGAAGCAGAUGAAAGAAAAGCUGGACACCCUCACGACACACAAAUUGAUGAUGACUUAGAUAAUUACAUAGCUUCUUGGAUAUCCCAGUUGCAGUUUGAGGAAGAUGCUGAUAUAAUUGUCCCUGUGAUGAUUUCGCAAUUGAGGAGUGGGUUGGAGUAUAUCAAAUGGACGGAAAUACAACCAAAGGAAACUUCGGAGCAUGGACUUACCAGGAGCAGACAGCACUCAAAAAUUUGCAGUCCCAAACAAAAAGAUCCAGGAGAGCAAAUGGUAGAAGCUAUCGAAAACUGGUGUAACAAUUUGCCAAUAAAAGAAGAAAAUAAUGAAGCUACGAAAGCUAAGAAGGAACGAACUGCUAUAAAUAUAUUCCAAAUAUUAGGAUCCCUUAAUGAUGACUCUCGACUUGAUAAUGAUAAUCAAAAGCUUAAAAAUAUAUUGGAUAACGAAAUUAAAGCACAGUUAGAGAAUUUGUCAGAGCAUAAAGGUAUAAACAAGAACAAAGAAAAAUUAAAAGCUGAUUUAGUUAAUAAAAUAAUGGAAAUAAAGACUAUGAUUAGAGACAUAACUGCUGGUGAUGAUUAUGUUCAGACUCUUGAAAAUACUAUAGAUGCUUCAUUACCUAAUCCUCAUCACCGAUCUCCUAAGUAUGAUCUCAGUUAUGAACUAUUCAAAAAGCGGAUGGUUAUGCUUUGGCUUCUAGAAAAUUAUGACUAUGCUGUUGACUACCACUCCAUGAAAUACAAAAAAAUGCUUGCGGCGGAAGUCCGUUCGCUAUCUGAAGAGGUCCAAAAUAAAAAUCUUUUUCCAGCAGACAAAGAUGAGAUGAUGAAUGAUAUAAUGAGCGCAUUAUAUACGACCAAUCCUCCUACUGAAGAUGCAAUAGUUGAUGAAAUUGAAAAUAUAAAACUUAGAUGUGAAAUUGAAAUAUGGGCAAACGAAUUGCCAUUAAAGGAGGCUUCAAAUUAUAACAAAGUAUGGGAACGUGAUCAGAUACUGACUAUAUUGAGCAAACUGUUGUUCGAUAUUGUAAAAAGAGAAGAAUGUGAUGCAGACGAAAAAAUGCGAUUGGAAAUAAUUAAAUGGACACAAAAACUGCCCCUAAUGUCCGAAGAGAAGACUAACGUAGCCAAAUACGCUGAAUUACUAAUGUGUUUUCUAAAAGCCACUGCAGACUCAAGGAAAUGCCAAAGACAACCCGAACCAAAAAACCUCACUGUUGUAGAAAAAACAUUGACCAACUUAAAAUCUGACGACGCAGUAUUGUCUAAAACAAAUCAGGGAAAUACAAGUCAAAUCGCGGAACCAAGCAAUCCCAAAUCUUGUGGUGGAUGUGGUAGUUGCGGUGCAUCGUUAGAACAACUUACAUUCCUAAUUAAUAAAUCUAUAAUCAACUGGUGUAUUCAAUUGCCAUUGCGAUACGGAGUUUGUGAUGAACAUAAUGUAGUACAAAGCACGAAAGAGCUCAUUUCACAAAGAUUAUUCCGAUUUGUAAGUGUGUUGAACUAUCGACCGAAUACGUUAAACAAUGAAGGAUUAUAUGAGUCCCAUUUGAAUUUAGAGAUAGAACGUAUUCUUUCACAGCUGGCAAAUGAUCGGGCCUACUGGGAAGAGCAACGUAGUAGAAACGAGAGGAAAUACCAGCUAAUAAAUGCACUUAAAGCAAUAAGACCUUUAGUCCAAGAGGUAAAAGAUCGAGAACUUUAUAAAGAAAAGCUAAAACAUACAAUAUCAAGUUUCCAUGAACCGAUGGCACAGCAUUCAGGGGUAGAAUUAAGCGAAAACACACAAAGGGCUAUUUUAGAUGAUUUCAUACAAUACAGUAAUCACAAAGGAGAUUUUGAAAACCAAGAGCUCUAUAAAUUGAAAAUAAACGAUGCACUAAAGAAUGAGUUAAACGAAGAUGUAGAUCCGUUACUAACAGCCAAUCGUCUAAUUUGUGAAUUAUCUAAAGUGGAAUUUCCAGCUCAAUCAGCUAAACAGAGAAGAUAUUCGGAACCAAACCCCAUUGGUUUAAACAAUUUGCCUUCAGCUUCCGCAUUAAGACGCCAUUCUCUACCUCCGUUACAAAAUUCCUAUCCAAGAUUUGUGAAAUCUCAACCUCAAGGACCCCCUUUGUCUACGUCUCUCCCAGCUCCAAGGUGUCAAAGACCGCCUGAUUUUCGACGAAGUCUACCUUUGACAUCAGAAGCAUUUCCCCCGCCUCUUUCGCAAGAACUUCCAGUUUUGUACCGGGCUUCUGCCCUUGACAUACGACCAUUUCCUUUGCCUCCUCCCGAGUUAAAUAUGACAAAUAACUCGCACGUUUAUCAAUCUCCAUGUCGAGGACCUCAAACAUUUUACAGAGGACAGGAAAAUCAACAAAAUCCUGUCAGAGAGUUUGCUGAGCAAUCUUUUAAAGAACGAGAACCAAUUCUUGAACACCAAAUGCCAUCUGAAAAGACAGGAGCAAGAGUUAUAACUACAGCAAGGGCCCGCAACGGUCCACGCUCUUCGUCAGAAUGUCCGGAAGAACGGCAGGGUCUUGCCGGGCAAGAAUAUUGUGAAACGUGUGAUAAAGACGAUGAUUGCGCUUACUUUAUGCCGUAUUCUCCGCGUAUGGAUUACAUGUAUUUCUGA
Cydia strobilella is the source of this 4635-nucleotide messenger RNA. RefSeq lists its product as uncharacterized. NCBI's taxonomy places the organism in Eukaryota, Metazoa, Arthropoda, Insecta, Lepidoptera, Tortricidae. The coding region runs from base 1 to 4635 and encodes 1544 amino acids. The transcript is spliced from 2 exons. The record is from RefSeq and is a predicted model, not a curated record.